AUGGGAUCGUGCGUCAUUAAAGACGAGCCCAGCUCAUCUGGAGGCCUGCAGUUCCCUGAGGACCUUGACUACCCAUUAUUCAAUCAACCAGACGAAGAAGACCACUCUGAUCUUGCACUAGAGGCAGCUCAAGCAAAACGUAGGUCCUUGUCCGCCUAUCAUAUUCACACAAGAAAGAAAGGAAAAUUCAUCUGCUAUGGGCACCGUGCUAUUGCUCUUGCACACAAACAUAACUGGGAUGCCGUGCUUGAAGAUACAAACCAGUAUUCAGCACUAGUCAUCUCGAGUGCCGAUCAGUCCACCUUCUCUUUCUCACUGCCUUCUCCUGCUCUCGUCCAUUGUCUGUAUUCGUCUGAGCCACAGUCAGCAGUUGCUGACGUGUGCUGGGCAUUUGCACAUGGUGUUCGUGGUGUUGGGAACAACAUGGUGGAGCUCGGACAUCAAUUUCAAGCAAUUCAGCAUGUGGGCCGUGGCUUGCAUGGGCCCAAGCCCCGGCUUUGGGAUGGCUUGGGCUCAUGGCUCAGGCUUGAAAUCUGUCUCAAGCUUAACUUGAGAUGGGGUAGGGCUUGGUCCAGUUGUUGGGAACUCAGGACUGUAGACGAGGGGUAUUUGUAUUGUCAGGGACUACAAUGGAUUAGCCAGAAGGCCAUCGUUCCCGUCGUCUCCAGGGGCAGGGUUACUGUCCUGAGACUCUGCGCCUCCUUCGUUGGAGGUGCGGCCAUCAACACUUAUUCUAGCGCGCUAGCAGGUUUUUGGGUCGAAGUUGGUUUAUAG
This is a messenger RNA of Suillus bovinus, 774 nucleotides long. RefSeq lists its product as uncharacterized. The transcript has 9 exons. Lineage: Eukaryota; Fungi; Basidiomycota; Agaricomycetes; Boletales; Suillaceae. The coding region runs from base 1 to 774 and encodes 257 amino acids. The record is from RefSeq and is a predicted model, not a curated record.